AUGAUGGGAAGUUAUGAUUAUUGUGUUUUCCUGUGUGUCCGCUCUGUUCCACUGACCUGCCAUCAAGAGGCGCUGCUGCGACGAGUCCUGGUCUCGCCCACGGUCACGCCCACGGUCACGCCCACGGUCUCGCCCACGGUCACGCCCACGGUCUCGCCCACGGUCACGCCCACGGUCACGCCCACGGUCACGCCCACGGUCUCGCCCACGGUCACGGUCACGCCCACGGUCACGCCCACGGUCACGCCCACGGUCACGCCCACGGUCACGCCCACGGUCACGCCCACGGUCACGCCCACGGUCACGCCCACGGUCACGCCCACGGUCUCGCCCACGGUCACGCCCACGGUCUCGCCCACGGUCUCGCCCACGGUCACGCCCACGGUCACGCCCACGGUCACGCCCACGGUCUCGCCCACGGUCUCGCCCACGGUCACGCCCACGGUCUCGCCCACGGUCACGCCCACGGUCACGCCCACGGUCACGCCCACGGUCACGCCCACGGUCACGCCCACGGUCACGCCCACGGUCACGCCCACGGUCACGCCCACGGUCACGCCCACGGUCACGCCCACGGUCACGCCCACGGUCACGCCCACGGGUCACACGGUCACGCCCACGGUCACGCCCACGGUCACGCCCACGGUCACGCCCACGGUCACGCCCACGGUCACGCCCACGGUCACGCCCACGGUCACGCCCACGGUCACGCCCACGGUCACGGUCACGCCCACGGUCACGCCCACGGUCACGCCCACGGUCACGCCCACGGUCACGCCCACGGUCACGCCCACGGUCACGCCCACGGUCACGCCCACGGUCACGCCCACGGUCUCGCCCACGGUCACGCCCACGGUCUCACACUGGUCUCUGUUUCUGGUUGUUGUCUCCAAGAUCUGGGAGAACGACCGGGACACGUCAGGACGACCGAGACACGUCAGGACGACCGAGACACGUCAGGACGACCGGGACACGUCAGGACGACCGAGACACGUCAGGACGACCGAGACACGUCUGAACGACCGAGACACGUCAGGACGACCGAGACACGUCAGGACGACCGAGACACGUCAGGACGACCGAGACACGUCAGGACGACCGAGACACGUCAGAACGACCGAGACACGGCAGGACGACCGAGACACGUCAGGACGACCGAGACACGUCAGGACGACCGAGACACGUCUGAACAACCGAGACACGUCAGGACGACCGAGACACGUCAGAACGACCGAGACACGUCUGAACGACCGAGACACGUCUGAACGACCGAGACACGUCAGGACGACCAAGACACGUCAGGACGACCGAGACACGUCAGGACGACCGAGACACGUCAGGACGACCGGGACACGUCAGGACGACCGAGACACGACGACCGAGACACGUCUGAACGACCGAGACACGUCAGGACGACCGAGACACGUCAGGACGACCGAGACACGUCAGGACGACCGAGACACGUCAGGACGACCGAGACACGUCAGAACGACCGAGACACGUCAGGACGACCGAGACACGUCUGAACGACCGAGACACGUCAGGACGACCGAGACACGUCAGAACGACCGAGACACGUCUGAACGACCGAGACACGUCAGGACGACCAAGACACGUCAGGACGACCGAGACACGUCAGGACGACCGAGACACGUCAGGACGACCGAGACACGUCAGGACGACCGAGACACGUCAGGACGACCGAGACACGUCAGGACGACCGAGACACGUCAGGACGACCGAGACACGUCUGAACAACCGAGACACGUCAGGACGACCGAGACACGUCAGAACGACCGAGACACGUCAGAACGACCGAGACACGUCAGAACGACCGAGACACGUCAGAACGACCGAGACACGUCAGAACGACCGAGACACGUCAGGACGACCGAGACACGUCAGGACGACCGAGACACGUCAGGACGACCGGGACACGUCAGGACGACCGAGACACGUCUGAACGACCGAGACACGUCAGGACGACCAAGACACGUCAGGACGACCGAGACACGUCAGGACGACCGGGACACGUCAGGACGACCGAGACACGUCAGGACGACCGAGACACGUCAGGACGACCGGGACACGUCAGGACGACCGAGACACGUCAGGACGACCAAGACACGUCAGGACGACCGAGACACAGGUCCGUUCAGAACAACCUCCACUCGCCCCGAACGUCCUCGGCGACUCACCCAGCGCUCCUCGACUCAGUCCAGUCUCUAA
Molecule: messenger RNA, 2229 nt
Organism: Knipowitschia caucasica
Lineage: Eukaryota; Metazoa; Chordata; Actinopteri; Gobiiformes; Gobiidae
Source: the annotation of a GenBank genome assembly